UGGGCUGUUACCGUCCAGUGUAUUUUACUAACAUAGUGAUUAUAGAGUGUAAUAUGUGCAAACUCUGGUGAAGUGGCUGUUGAAUCUAGUGAGAUGUGUGUGCUAAGCACUUGGCAUAGAUUCUCAGGUGGUGUCUGCAAUGAGCAGCUUCUUAGAAAAAGCUGGAACAUGGCCAAGGGCCAAUCAAGUCUCUCUUCUUGGUAAAUGACACAUGCUGUGCUGUUAAUGUUGGCUUAAGCAUUUAUCAGCCUUCAAAGGGCUAACUGGUGUGUCCCCUGCUGCGUACAUUACAAGCUCUCACCAUGUUCUGGAAUGUGGAAAUGUGUCUGUGCUAAAUUGCAGCCUUUCCGCUAGCUUGUGCUGUCUUGAAAUAGCUACAUGGCCAUGCGCCCUGAAUUUCUGGAGGAUAACUGGACAAACAGAAUUUUCACAAAGCUUUUCAUUUUGUUUGACGUCUCUGCCCCACUUCUGUAUUCAAACUAGGUCUGAUUACCUUCAUUUAUUUAACUUGCCACAACUGAACAUCAAAACACCAGUGACAGUUGCUCUUUCUUGCCAUUAUGUGUGCAAAUCAUUUUACUAAAAGCUUGAAUAUCUAUGGCUAAAGACGAACAUUUGUUACAAUUGGGAGGAAUGAGGGACAGAUCCAAAACUUGACAGAAAUUUUGUGCACUAGUGUAAAGCAAACAGGAGACAGUACUGUGUGCUAGCCACAACAGAAUGAAGGCUGCAUUAAUAUUUGUGAGUGCUGUGGGGUUUAAUGGUGGGAGCAUUAUAUGUGUAAACUUAAGUUGACAGCAAGUAAGAUUGACAUGAACUGGUUGCUCCUACAGAACUUUACAAAUGUUCGCCGUUUUAUUCUUGUUCAUAUUUUAGUUGAAUCGCUCCAUGUCUCUUCCUUACCAAAUUGUACUGUGUGAAGCAAAUGAAGUGUGCUCACUGAACUUGGACGCUUGGAAGCUGUGCGAUGUGUGUGGUGUACAUUAUUUGUUGUGAUUUGUCACAGCCUGUUGGGCCUUUCAGUGACACCUGACCUUGAUUUUUUCAGUUGCAUUAGAUGUACUGUAGCACAUGCUGUGGGGCCCGCUAUUGUUGUAGUGUAAAUUUUAAUUUGGGUCAGGUGUUGCUCCUAACUGGAACAUUCUUGAAUGCAAAAGAACAUGAGCUGUUCAAUGGUGUGCAAGCAACACCUGCUACUGAAGCAGGCAGCAGCAGCUACACUGGGCAGUGGCAACUUACACGAGGCCAUUAGGCUACCUGAAGGUGUAGACUUCAAUGAGUGGGUAGCUGUCAACACAGUGGACUUCUUCAACCAGGUCAGCAUGAUCUACGGCACUGUUGCAAAACUCUGCACUGAGAGUAGCUGUGCUGUGAUGUCGGCUGGUCCCAAGUACGAGUAUCGCUGGGCUGAUGGCCGCACCUUCAAGAGGCCCAUCAGGUGCUCUGCCCCUGAGUACAUUGACUGCCUUAUUAAGUGGGCCCGGAACCAUUUGGACGAUGAAGCACUCUUCCCCUCCAGGGUUGGGAUCCCCUUUCCUUGCAACUUCAUGCCUGUCGUCAAAACAAUUCUGCGACGGUUGUUCCGAGUGUAUGCACACAUCUACCACCAUCACUUCCAUGAGGUGCUGUGGAUGAAAGAAGAGGCACACCUCAACACCAGUUUCAAGCACUUCCUCUUGUUUGUGCUGGAGUUCGGGCUCAUUGAACACGAUGAACUGGCACCUUUGUGGGAGCUUAUUGGAAAGCUCACUGGCCUGGCAUUAGUUUCUUGACCCAAUCAAUGUGACUCUUUCAUAGCAAAUCAGUUCAGCCGAAUCUUGCAAGGUAGGGAAAGGUUCAUGAAAGAGAAAAUUGUCAUCAUGAUGCUACAUUUGGGUGGAUGACAAUUUUCCUUUCCACAUGACUCUUGUCUGGCAUUUUCUGUUCGCAUUUGAGCGGAGGAUGUUCUUAAAAUUAAUUGUUUGAAGAGUAUGCCAUCACUCUUGGACUGGUGGAAGGUUGAGAAAAUGAAUCGUUGCUUGCAUCUCGUCUGUAGGAUUGGUGCAAUGCUUCAAGUUCCACUUUUUAUAACUGCAAUAAAUUGCGAAUGUGAAAGCUAAGGUUCAUCCACAUAAAGCCAAGAAAUAGCGACAGGCCCUGAAUUAGCUUAGGCCAACAUGUUCCCCAAGUGUUUCACAUUGCUGGCACUGGUUGGGUGGCCCCAAGUUGGAGUUCUGAACUAAAGAUACUUAGUUAUGAUGCUGCUGAUGGCACCAAUGAUGCUUUGGUGCAGUUACACAACUUUGAAGUUAGUCGUGACUCUCUCUUAUUGUUUGAUUUAAUGUGUGGUAGUGGAUGGUGAGAUUAUCAGGAUGUCUAUUGGGCCGAGUUGGUAAAGUAACAUAAUUGCAUGUGAAAAGCAGAUAUGGACAGACAAGGAACACUGCGCUGAAAGUAAUGGUGUGAAACAGUUGGCUAGUCGGGCUGUUCUUGCAUUGCCCUGUUAUUGUAGCUGUAUGGCUCAGUCAUUGGGAAGAAUGUCUGGGGAAUUGUAGCAAGACUGAUACAAGGAUCCUUCUGCUGGGUGCCUUUUAAGCUUGCUUCUCAAUAGCCCUGCUCAGAAUUUGGUUGUCCUGAGGUCUUAUUUGGCUACCUAAAGCUCAUGCAAGUGUGCUUGAUACACUUAUCUGUGGUGAGCACUUGCAUGGACAUGCAACGUUGGCACUGCUGCUUCUUUUAUUACUGUCUAUCGUCUGUAUUUAUUUUCACAGGCGUAAUAUGUAAUUUGCUAAUUUGCUUGUCGCUCAGCAGGAAGAAAGCAAUUUACUGAAAAUGACUGUUCCGAAGUGAAGCCCAGGAAUGAGGCAGGCUGUAAAGAAUUUGUCAGUCUGCUAACGUGCGAAAUAUGUUGUUCUGGACACCAGAGUUGUGACCUGCUUAAAAACAUGACAAUGUUGCCCGACAAUUAGAAAGAAGGAUGCCUGACAAGGAGGGUAAUAUAAAAGUAAUGGUUGCUCACAAGAAUGGAUAUCACAGCUUUUUAUCAAGGCAUGCAUGAUAAGUAACAUUCCGCUUACAAGCCUUCUGCAUGAACUUGUAUUUCACAUGUCUCUGCAGUGCCUUUAGGGCCUAUGUUCUAAGUUCAGACCUUGUUACUGCAGUGACAGUGGUUUGCACAGAAGCACUCACAUGUACUGCACUGUGCAAUCACUGUCCCCAUAAGGCAACUGUUAGCACUACACUGUUCUUAAGCUGUGUCAUAUUCCUCCUUUCUGGAAACCUUUAGCAAUGCUCACAUUUCUGAAUAAACACUUCAUUCCACUUGCUUUCCUGCAUAUACAUUCACACACAUAAAUGCACACAGCAACUGCAGUUGACGACUUCAGUGUCACCGAGAAGUAUGGCUUUGCUGUAUUCUUUUUUUUUCUUUCUCAAACAAUAGACUCUAAAAUUGACCCAUAAUGGAGCACUGGCACUAAGGUUCAAACUUGAGGUGUUUGUGUUCAGUACUUGUACAGCUAUAAGUACCUCUGACCAAAUAUGUCUGGUGAAAGUAGCUGAGAACACGUUUUAAUGUGUUGAAAGACCAUGCUGAUGGCUGACUUCAAACCACAGCAUUCUGCAACAUUAACAUUUAAUUGCCUGUUCUUCACAUUCUAGGUUGACUGUGCCAUUCCAUGAGUACUGCUGACAUGACUGAUUGGGAUGCUCACAUGUGUGGAGCACGACAGGAAAAAGCUGUGAUUUUCUGGUGAUACUAUGUAUCUAUCCCCAUUGCUUUCACAUGAGCACAGUCUUGAACAGCACUUGCUUGCAUUUGAAAACAGACUGGUAUUAUGGCAUAAUGACAUGAUUACUAGUAUAACCAGACAGGGACUAAAGAAUGAACACAGGACCACUCUACACUUCACCCGAAUUUAUUACUUGCACAAGUAGCCGUAUAUAUACAUAAAGCAUCCACUUAACACAUGUGCACUCAAGUCACAUUAUCACUGUACACCUUAAGACCAUAUGUCGGUUUACUCUGUCUUGCAAGUAAUCAAUUACCUUGUCUGAGAGUGCCGAAGAAGGACUGCUAACGCAGGCGUCUGCUUCUUUUACAAUUGUUAAAGCCUUUAAGAUUUCUCUCCUUGCAUUGCGAAAUUGCGAAGCACACUGGUCUUAUCGUAGUAAGGGUGACAAGGGCACCUCCUACAAUGGUCGGCGAGGUGCCCACUCCCCCCUAUAGCCUGUACUGCAUGGCACCGCUCACAUGACAGCGGAAUCCUGUAAACCACUGCAGUUUUGCACUCAGCAAAACCCGUGGUGUGGUUUAUAUUGCAUGCCUUACCUUUACUAUGCCCAUUUACUAUGCCGCACAUGCGUGCAAGUUUGUUGGGUGACGUAAAAACGACAGAAAUGCUGCACUUUCCCGCCACCUUUUUUAGGCUGGUGUACGUAAGGGAUGGGAACAGGAUGUGUCUGUUGCAUGCCGUCCAUCCUCGCGUGUGACUGCAUGCUCGCCUGCCUUCCUUUAUAAGGCUCUCUUCAGUUAGGGACACAACCGUCACUUCAGAAUAUCAUGCGGCGUUCAGGCAUUUUACUUGACUUUGCACACUGUUUCCUACCAGGUGCUCGCACGACUUAGAAAAUGCAACUGCCUUCUUUUUACAGUUUAUUUAAUGAACGGAAUUAUAGCUAAGUAUUGGUUUCUACGAGUGAGCUCGGUAUUGCCAGCAAAUUUGAUCAUUAGAUACAAUAUGUAGAUCCAAAAACUGCAAGCGACCCUCACUUGGCACCUCAGGCAUGAACUUGAGACCAUCACCACAAGUUUCAAAUAAAUACAGGACAUCAUUUGUUGCUGUAACCCCCCUUGUGGCACAUUUCUUAGUAAAAAAAAGGUAAUCAUCAACAUAUCUAAACAUCUUUGCAACAAUAGCAGUGUCAGUAGAAGAUGCUAUACGAUUGUCAACAUAGACUAAAAUAUAUCGCUUAAUAUCGUUGCUAUACAAGAACCAAUGCAAAGGCCAUCCUUUUUCACAAAGCUGCUAUUGUCAAAGGUCGCCACUGUAGAUGAAAGAUAUAACUGAAGCAAUCCUAAGAAGUUGUUGGCCGGUACACCAGCCAUGUUCAUAAAUUCCACAGGGCCUAAAUUAUCAAAAUUAUGCCUAACAGUGCAAAACAGUCCACUCAUUGGAAUUGAAUAACAAAGCUUCUCUACAUCUAUGGAAAAACCAAAAAAUCGCCUCAAUGACGUCUCCCGAGUUCCGUAUUGUAUAUGGAUCAUCCACCUCGAUUAAAGCUAGCUGCCUCUGAAGGAACCUUGAAAGAACUUGCCACGAGCCUUUUUCAGUGAUAAUUGCCUGUAAUGGCAUACCCCCUUUAUUUCAUUUCAUUUAUUCAACCUUUCAGUGCACAUUGAUUGUAAUAGGUACAAAAAGUAGAAAAUAAACAAAAAAGAAGAAAAAGGAACGUAUAAACAGUACCAACGAAGCAAUCAAUAAAUAUUAAGACAAGUGUGGUAUUUAGGUGGUUACGUUGAUAUUAUCAAAAUCAUUUAGUUUCUUGCGAAAUGUUUUGCAGUCGCUGCACGAAACAAUAUUAUCUGGGAGUGCGUUCCAAAGUGUUACAGCAUGGGGGAAGAAUGAGCUGCUCAUCGCCGUCGUCCGGCACUUUAUCGCCGCCAAGGGGCGAGCAUGAGAUAAACGGAAUGAUGUUCUGAAUGGGCAUUUUAAGAGGGCGUGUCCUGACUAAGUGAAGUAAAAGGAAGUGUGAAGAAGGCAAAGACGAGAAGUUACGCGCCGUGAAGCAUGCAAUGGAAGAGACAUAGUUUGUUUUGAGGCAGUUACGCUGAUAUGUCUUGAAUAUUAUGAUGUAAUGAAGUGAGCAGUGCGGUUUUGUACGGCUUCUAAUUUAUCGGUGAGAUAAGCUUGCGAAGGAUGCCAGAUGGAUGAUGUGUACUCAAGUUUGGGUCACACAUAUGUUAAAUAUGCUAGUUUUUUUUAUUUCGGAUGAUGCAGAUUUUAAGUUACGUCGCAAAUACCCUAGUGUGCGUGAAGCUUCACAGCAAAUUGUUUGAAUAUGUUUCACCCAUGAAAGUGAUGGCAUCAUAUGAACUCCUAGAUAUCUGUAAGUACACGUGUGGUCAAUAGGAACAGAGGUAAUGCAAUAAGUGUGGCGUAUAGUGGUGUGUUUGCGUGUGAAGGAUAUUACUUUGCAUUUAGUGAGGUUUAGAGGCAUAUGCCAUUUUUUGCACCAAGAAGCAAUAGUGUUAAGGUCAUGUUGUAGGGCGAUUGUGUCGUUAAGCGUAUCAAGGGGGUUAUAAAGAAAACAAUUGUCUGCAAAAAGCCGCAGGUUCGUUGAUAUGUUAGUGGGAAGGUCAUUUAUGUAAAUCAAAAACAAUAGAGGAGAUAAACCUGCACCUUGGGGAACACCGGAAGUUACACUGGUAAGGGUUGACUGAAAAUUGUUAGCAUAGGUAAACUGAACGUGUCCUGUUAAAAACUUUCCAUCCAUUUAAUAAUCUUGGGGCGGAUACCAAGGGAGGAUAAUAUUGCACAAGGAGAUGGUUGUGAGACACGUGUGUCUUUGCUGUAAAGAACAGAUUUGGACUGUUCUUUUUGACAGCCAUGAGAUAUUUCCUAAGGGUGGGGAGGUUCAUAUCUUCACAGAACAUUAAUGCCUUUUUCUUUACAUCUGUUGCAGAGGUCUUUACAGCAAAGAAGUUCUUAGACCUUCCUGUGCUUUUUUACCAUAAAGGCUGUUGGGUAACACGACGAAACCAACUUACUUGUCUGAGACUAACAGCGCUUGAUUGCUCUGCUUUAAACAUUCUAUAACUUCCUUAACCGUCAAGCCUGGGUUAGACCUAGGCCUCUUACUGUUAAGACAAUCAACACCCUCCAAUAUAAGCAUAUUACUUUCAUUUUGUUAUGCCCGAGGGGCAACUUUCCUAACCAUAGACAGAAGGGUUACAGGGCUCUCAUUAGGAUCCAUGCAAAACUUCAGUCCACACCACAGAACCGCGUCCACCUUUCGAUGCCCCAUGUUACCAUGUCCAGCUUAUGUUACCUUUGGUGUUGGUGCUGAAUCCUUCUUCCUGGAUUUCCUCCAUAGACGCAAAGUCAGAAAAUGCUUCACCCACAGGAAUUCGGUCACAGAUGAUGCCUCACGCAGGAGAGCUCGAAACACAUGUGCACUGUCUUGGUUCCCAACAACAAGAGAAGCAGAAAGCACUGGUAGACACUUGUGAAGGAAGUGCUCUUGAUGAUGGUGUUCCAUACGGAUAGACCGCAUAAUGCGUGUUGCAGAUUUAUAUGAUGUGACACACAGGCUGUACAAUGCCUGCACUUCAGAGGUUACUAAAUGAGUGUUCAGCGAGAAGUUGUACAACCUUGGCAUUGAAGGUAGAACCACACUACGUGUUUUGUUGAGUGCAAAACUGCAGUGGUUUACAAGAUUCCCUUGUCAUGUGGGCCAAACUGGCUGGUUCAUAAAUAUAAGAUGUUUCAGCAUCGCGCGGUGGUACAGGUGAUAGCGGGAAGUGGGCACUCGCGGACCAUUGUAGGAGAUGCCUUUGUCGCCCUUACUAUGUGAAGACCAGUAUGCUUCAUAGUUUCACAAUGCAAGAAGGAAAUCUUCAAAGCUUUAACAAUUGUAAAAGAAGCUUGCGUUAACAGUCCUUCUUUGACACUUUCAGACAAGGAACUUGAUUAUCUGCGAAAGAGUAGACCGGCACAUGGUCUUGAUUAAUGUGUACAGUGAUACGUGAUUUGAGUGCCCGUGCGUUGAGCGGAUGCUUUAUGCUUGUGCAAGUAAUGCAGUUAGUCUAGUGUGGUCCCAUGUUCUUUCUUUAGUCCCUGUCUUCUUAUGUUAGUAAUGAUGUCUUAUUAUGCUCGUUAUCAAUUCGCACAACUUUCUGCCUUCACUGGCAUUAUGGACCAUUGAUAUUUGAGUAGAAGUGAUAUGGUAAACAUGGCGUUUCAGUUUAACAUGUAGGGUCAUCCGUAACAGUGUACACAAAGAAUGUACCCCGAUGCAGUGCAGCUGGUUCAUACAUUUUCCUUUGGGACAGCUGCUUUUCCAUAGCUGCCUUCCUCACGAAAGCAAAAAAAAAAACCCAAAUAAUUUAUUUUUUCGUGUAUAAAAAAAAGUAUGACGCAGCUGCUAAAACAUACUUUUACAAACAGCUUGGCUAUGCGACUGUGUCUGUAUUAGCAACAACAGAAGGCACAUCAAGGAAUCAAGAUACAAGAUAACCGGCCACUUCAAGAAGAAAAAAAAGUUACAUAAAGGGCAUUUUCUAAGCUCAAUGAAAUGCAGACAAAUUCAAGCACAUUAACUGAAGAAGGAAAUACUAUAACAUUUAAAACUCUAAUCAAAUUAUCACAGAGUCAACUUUAUUCCAUGAGAGGAAGAUGCCAUCUAAUGUUUUCCGUGGUAGUUGGAUGAGGUCAGUACUGUUCUCCGAAAACUUCUUAAAUAAGCAGGAGAGUGUGUGAGUUAUGGAUUACAAGCAAUGAUUGUUGUGUGGGAAGAGACCAUGUUUCUGGACAAUGCGUAUUGUAGAUAUACUGUUUUUUCUUUAACAUUGACAGGUUAAUAUGAGUUAUUGUCCUUAUUAGCUUAUUAUGAUGGAGUAUGAUUAUGCGAGAUGGUAGUUUAGAGGCAAUUGAUUUUUCUUACUUAAUAGUGUUGUGACACGGAAUCGAGAACUAGAGGCGAGACUCUUGAAGCGGACAAAUAGGAGACGAAAGGAACAUGGAACACGCCAGGAGACAGCCGUGAACGCGCCAUGACUUGCUCUAUAAUUCAACAGACCUAGCCAAAAUCUUGCUUCUGUGGUCUUUUUAAGGAUCCUUUUUGCAAUUCGCACGCCCUUCUCAGCUAAUCCGUUUGAGCACAGGUAUCGUGGACUUGACGUCACGUGCUCAAAGUCGUACCGUGUAGUGAACUGGGUGAUUCUUGGCUUGCAAACUGCGGGCCGCUGUUGGUGCAUACAUGUGACGGGAUGCCGUAUCUUGCAAACAUGGCUCUAAGUUUAGCGAUGACGGAUGUUGUUGACAGGUCACACAGCUGGUCCGCACCUGGAAAAUUGGACGUCGCAUCGUAAGCACUCAGGUAGUGUUUCCCACCAUACUGAAAAAUAUCAGCUCCCACGCGAUACCAUGCCUGCGGCGGCGUCCACCGGAGUGUAUGUGUACAUUGCUUGUCUGUGGAGACAUUGAGAAAACCCAGGCUCUACAGCUGAAGAAAUAUUUGAGCCUUCAGUCAGGGCAAGCAAGCAUAUUAACUGAGCUAACUGGUAUUCGGGAGCGUCUUACAUCGAAUGAACAAGUCGUUGCCACUUUUAAAACACGAUUGAAUGCAAUCGAUAAGCUAUUGCUAGACAUUAGCAAAAGAACCUCCCAAUUCAAACACUAGAAGACGAAAUUCGGGCUUUCGAUCAAGUGGUUAUGAAACAAAACAAAAAACUAACUGACCUCGAAGACCGCAGUCGCCAAUCAAACUCAGUUGUUUUCAGUGUCAAAGAGCAAGACGAAGAUGAUUAAACGUUACGAAAAGCAAUCAUUGAUUAAAUUUUUUUCAAAAAAACUGUAGCAAUCAUGCAAAAAACUGCACCAAUCAUAUGGAUACUAUUCUUGAUAUAACGCUUGCUUUGAAUGUUGAACAAAUUGUAUGUGAUUUUACUAGAGAGCAAGCACUCCUGGACCUUUUUUCGUCAGUGAAUCUUUCCCUAACUGUACUAUUGCUGUUGAGCCGGGUAUUUAAGACCAUAGAUUAUUGUUUUUCACCUGGUCGUGCCCCAGGGAUGCUAGAUACAGUUGGUCUAGUGCGACAAAUCAUGGAGGUUUUGAACGAAGUGAUGAUACCUCAAUAACUGAUUAUUUAGAAAAAACACUAGUUAUUGAUGCUCAUUUUGGGAAUGUUCAUGACCUAUGGUGUCAUUUUAAACAAGUAGUGUCAUUCUGUACUAAAAACUUUGUACCUAUGAGGAAGGCUACUAAAAAUCGCAAGAAUGCGUGGGUUAGUCGUGAAAUCAUCUACAUUAAAUGUAAGCUAAAACGAUUAAGGAAGAAGCAAAAUUUGUGUAAGAAGACCCUCAUGGAACUGGGGAAUAAAUUCGCAAAUAAGGUGCAGCAAGCAAAGCAUAAUUACUUCACUUUUUCAUUUCCAGAAUUUCUUAGAACUGAUCCAUCAAAAUUUUGGCGUUACCUCGGAAAGACAAAUGAAUCUAUUCAAAAGAUUUCAGUAAAUGAUCACCUUGUUGAAAACGCAGCUGAUAUAGCUCACGCAUUUAAUCUAUAUUUUCAUAGUGUUUUUUUUCCCCUAAUGACAACUACAGCAUGCAUAAGGAGCUCUCGAAGACAGAUGUACCAGUGAUAACAAGCGAGGGUGUUCUAUCUAUGCUACAUAAAUUGAACUAGAAAAAAAGCGCAGGUAAGGAUGGCAUCCCUACUGCGUUCAUGAAACGCUUUGCAGCGCAGAUUGCAGACUACUUGGCAAAUCUUUUUCAGCUUUGUUUAACCACUAGUUAGCUUCCUGAUGACUGGAAGAUAGCACGCAUUGUGCCAAUUUUUAAGAAGGGGGACAAGCUUAACAUAACAAAUUAUAGGCCCAUGUCGAUUAUAUCUACUUGUUUGAAACUUAUGGAACAUGUCAUAGCUGGAUAUAUAAGGUCUUGUCUAAUAAUAAUGUUUUGUCUCCUUAUCAACACGGAUUUACCAAGGGAAGAUCUGCUACGACUCAGUUACUCACCACUGUACAUGAUUUCAUAAUGGUGUUGGACCACUCGGGGCAAAUAGAUGCAUCCUUUAUAGACUUUAGCAAGGCGUUUGACAAGGUGUCGCAUACGAGACUAAUACAUAAGUUGAGAUUAACUGGCCUUCCCAUCUACUUAGUGAAUUGGGUUGAAGCAUAUUUACACAGCAGAAAACAAUUUGUUGUAGUGGAUGAGUGUGUGUCUGAUAUGCUCCCUGUUUCUUCUGGUGUGCCUCAGGGCAGUGUACUUGGACCCUUGCUUUUCUUGGUUUAUGUAAAUGAUCUCAUUGAAUGUUUAUCUGAUACAGUGUGUAUAAAAUUAUUCGCUGAUGACUGUACUAUAUACAAGGAGAUAUUGUGUGAGAGUGAUCACAUUGUAUUGCAGGACCAAUUGUUACGGAUUGAGCAGUGGUGUCGAACUUGGGACAUGGAAAUGUGCAAAAAACAGUCUUAUUUACAGUUACACGUAAAUUACAGCCUAGUUAUUAUUCCUACAGUCUCUGUAGCCAAGAAGUAGCAAGGGUCAUAAGCUAUAAGUAUUAAGGCGUUACACUUACUUCUAAGUUAUCCUGGUCAGGUCACGUUAUAGAUAUAUGUGCAUCAGCAUUUAAAAAGUUGUGUUUCCUAAGAAGGAAACUAAACAAAGCUCCAGCAAAGUUAAAGUUACUAGCGUACAAUACUUGCAUAAGGUCGAAAUUAGAAUACGCUUCCGUAAUUUGGGAUCCCGAAACUAAGCAGUACAUAUAUAUAAACUUGAGAUGUUGCAAAGAAAAGCAAUCUGAUUCAUUUUUGGUAAAUAUAAAAGGUGUGACUCCCCUACUAAACUUAUGCAAGAACACGGGAUUAUAACAUUACAAGUACGUCGAAAAUAUGCUCGGAUAGUGUUCUUGCAUAACCUGUUGAAAGGUAAAUUUGACAUGUCCAUACCUUCAUAUGUAAAACCCUUAGACACCAGAAAGACUCAACACAAUCAUGACCAUGCACUAAAACCGAUAUUUGCUAAGACCAAUUCAAUUAAACGCAGUUUCUUUCCCCAGACAAUUUAAGACUGGAACACUCUUCCUAAAACCAUUUUUGAGGGCUCCGAUUUUCAAACGGCACUGGAAAAAUUGUUCUAGUUUUUUUUGUUACCAAGUACGUAUUAUAUGUGUAGUGAUGUAACCCUGUUUCAUUGUUAAUGGCGUUAUUCAUUUGUAAUCCCGAUUUAUACUAAUUAUGUUUUGAUUUCCCACUCCUGCUUGGGCCUGUCAUGGCCUGCAGUAUUGUGAAAUAAAUAUAAAUAAAUCUA
Messenger RNA from Dermacentor andersoni, 12007 nucleotides. Lineage: Eukaryota; Metazoa; Arthropoda; Arachnida; Ixodida; Ixodidae. The record is from RefSeq and is a predicted model, not a curated record.